ACAAAUUGAAUUACAGAGCUAUCCGAAAUUGUAAAGGAUAACGCAAAUUUGAUUUGGAAGGGGAAGGAAGUUGCAGUUGCAAGGUGGAGAGUUUAUUGAGAGAGAGAGAGAGAGAGAGAGAGAGAGAGAGAGACGUGUAGGUUCAAUCUGAAUGGCCACGCUUGGCUUUGGCUUUGCUACCACAAGUGUGAGUGCCGCCGCUGGUUAUCGCAGGAGAAGCAACUGCAGGUGGCGCAAACCCACAAUUUUGGCCGUUGGAUGGGACCCCGAAGGCGUGUUUGGUCCACCCCAAACCGGCCACCUCGCCGGGCUCGAAUUUCGAAGACGCCUCGAGAGAGACGCAGAAGCCCGCGAAGCCUUCCAACGUCAAGUCCAAGAAGAGAAAGAACGCCGUCAAACCCUUCGACAAUCCCGUAUUGAACCCGAUACUCCAGAAGAGCUCAUUGAAUACUUUCUUGACACUGAAGCUCAGGAGAUUGAGUUUGAGAUUGCGAGAAUGAGACCGCGAUUGGAUGAGGGAUUCUUUGCUCAACUGAAAUUCGAGUUAGGACAGCUUCGGUUCGCUGUUAACAAAACAGAGCACAUGGAGGAAAGACAGAUUGAACUAGAGGCUCUAGAGAAAGCCAUACAAGAAGGAAUAGAGGCCUAUGAUAAGAUGCAAGGUCAACUCAUUAAAGCCAGGGCAAGCCUAACCAAAAUCUUGACAUCAAAGGAUGUUCAAGCAACUUUGCUGGAUAUGGUUGAAAAGAAUGAAAUUAAUAGAUCUUUGUUGGCACUUCUAGAUGAAAACAUAGCAAAUGCACAUAAGGGUAAUCAGAAAAAGGCUGCAGAAUACAUGGAGAAGCUCCGGGGGUCUGUUAUUAGGUACAUGACAGUUUAGUGCAUAUAGUACUUUUCUUCCCACUUUUCUAUUAAUUUGUGUGAAAAUUGUAUUUUUGAUAAAUGUAUCAAAUAAAAAAGUACCAAACAACUGAGAUGUUGCGGUAGCAACUGUAAUAUCUGAACUAAGAAAUUGUAAAUUUUGAAAUACGGCCUGUGUGUAUCAUUCACUGAAAUUUUGAUGAAAAGUGAUUUUAGAACCAGAAUAUAAACUUCCUAUCUUGAUUC
Messenger RNA from Vigna unguiculata (cowpea), 1107 nucleotides. Its product is annotated as dimethylallyl, adenosine tRNA methylthiotransferase. NCBI's taxonomy places the organism in Eukaryota, Viridiplantae, Streptophyta, Magnoliopsida, Fabales, Fabaceae. The record is from RefSeq and is a predicted model, not a curated record. Gene Ontology annotation, cellular component: chloroplast stroma.